Molecule: messenger RNA, 12954 nt
Organism: Coregonus sp. 'balchen'
Lineage: Eukaryota; Metazoa; Chordata; Actinopteri; Salmoniformes; Salmonidae
Source: the annotation of a GenBank genome assembly
AUGCCCGUGUCUUGGCUUGAGAAUGACUGCUCUGCUCUCACAAUAUGCGCUGGCUUUGCAACAGACGAAGUGGAAGAGGAGGUGAAGGAGGAGGUGGAGGAGGAGGUGGAGGCUGCUGAGGAGGAGGAGGAGGUAGAAGGUUGUACUGCUUGUGCUCGUGCAUGCACGCUAGCUAGCCUAAUAACACUGACAGUAACAACUAUACAUACCGUAUACACACACACACACACACACACACAUUUGGCAGCUGUGUGUAUUGAUCAUGACAGCAUGGCUGUUUCAGUGAAAUGCAAUUCUGUAUAUUCUCAAGCUGGAACAGGAUAGUAGGGUUCAAGCUCUCCAUGGCUCUGGAUACCUGAGUUCAAGUUAAAUGGAUCAAGCAGGUCACAGACCUUUUUCUAAUCUGGUUUAGCACCGCUGUCUCCUUGGGUUUCCAUGGGUCUAGUCAUGGCUCUAUUUCAGUCGCUCCUCUCGGCACCUUUUCACGUCUGUCAUAGUUGACAUUGUAUUGACUCUGGCUUCUUUUACCAGACGCCGAAGAGGAGCAGGAGGAAGGAGGUAGGUAAAGGCUUACCAAUCAAACCAGGUUAUGAAAGGGGGGGGGGGGGGGGGGGUAAUUUGUGUGUGAAAGUUAAACAAAUAUUGACCAGUUUUUCAAUGUUCUGUCAAGUACAUUUAAUUGUGUCAUUAACUGAAUUCUCCCUUUUCCCAUUCGGGAACAAGGUUGGGCAAAACCUAAACCAAAGUAAGUAUGCUAUAUCAAAAUUAAUAUGGAUAAUCUGAACUCAGUUUAGGAAAUAUUUCACAUCCAAGAGAAAACUGUUGUGUUUUGUAUCCUCCUCAGACCAGCCUUCAUGCCCGGCCUGGUACCUCCCAAAAUCCCAGAUGGAGAGAAAGUGGACUUUGAUGUCAGUUUGCCUCACUGUAUCUGCACAAGUAUUCUGAAUAUAAGGACCUACAGUGCAUUCGGAAAGUAUUCAGACCCCUUCACUUUUUCCACAUUUUGUGACAUUACAGCCUUAUUCUAAAAUUGAUUAAAUCGUUUUUUUCCCUCAUCAGUCUACACACAAUACCCCAUAAUGAAAAAGCAAAAACUGGUUUUUAGAAAAACAAAUAUUGGGUAUGAUGCUACAAGCUUGGCACACCUGUAUGUGGGGAGUUUCUACCCAUUUUUCUCUGCAGAUCCUCUCAAGCUCUGUCAGGUUGGAUGGGGAGCGUCACUGUACAGCUAUAUUCAGGUCUCUCCAGAGAUGUUCGAUCGUGUUCAAGUCUGGGCUCUGGCUGGGCCACUCAAGGACAUUCAGAGACUUGUCCUGUAGCCACUCCUGCAUUGUCUUGGCUGUGUGCUUAGGUUUGUUGUCCUGUUGGAAGGUGAACCUUCGCCCCAGUCUGAGGUCCUGAGCGCUCUGGAUGAGGUUUUCAUCAAGGAUCUCUCUGUACUUUGCUCCCUCAAUCCAGACUAUUCUCCCUGUCCCUGCUGCUGAAAAACACCCUCACAGCAUGAUGCUGCCACUACCAUGCUUCACCGUAGGGAUGGUAACAGGUUUCCUCCAGACGUGAUGUUUGGCAUUCAGGCCAAAGAGUUCAAUCUUGGUUUCAUCAGACUGAAGAAUCUUGUUUCUCAUGGUCUGAGAGUCUUUAGGUGCCUUUUGGCAAACUCCAAGCGGGCUGUCAUCUGCCUUUUACUGAGGAAUGGCUACCGUCUGGCCACUCUACCAUAAAUAACUGAUUGGUGGAGUGCUGCAGAGAUGGUUGUUCUUCUGGAAGGUUCUCAAAUCUCCACAGAGGAACUCUGGCGCUCUGUCAGAGUGACCAUCGGGUUCUUGGUCACCUCCCUAAACAAGGCCCUUCUCCCCCGAUUGCUCAGUUUGGCCGGGCGGCCAGCUCUAGGAAGAGUAUUGGUGGUUCCAAACUUCUGCCAUUUAAGAAUGGUGGAGGGCACUGUGUUCUUGGGGACCUUCAAUGCUGCAGAAAUGUUUUGGUACCCUUCCCCAGAUCAGUGCUUCGACACAAUCUUGUCUCGGAGCUCUACGGACAAUUCCUUCGACCUCAUGGCUUGGUUUUUGCUCUGACAUGCACUGUCAACUGUGGGACCUUAUAUAGACAGGUGUGUGCCUUUCCAAAUCAUGUCCAAUCAAUUGAUUUUACCGCAGAUGGACUCCAAUCGAGUUGUAGAAACAUCUCAAGGAUGAUCAAUGGAAACAGGAUGCACCUGAGCUCAAUUUCGAGUCUCAUAGCAAAGGGUCUUAAUAUUUAUGUAAAUACGUUGUUUUUUUGUGUGUUUUUUUACUAACACUUCAAAAUACCUAUUUUCGCUUUGUCAUUAUGGGGUAUUGUGUGUAGAUUGAUGAGAAAAAUAAAUAAUUCAAUCAAUUUUAGAAUAAGGCUGUAACGUAACAAAAUGUGGAAAAAGUCAAGGGGUCUGAAUAAUUUCCGAAUGCACUGUAUACUGACCUGGAGUAGGAUCAAGUUGCACCUAACCACUGAAACAGAGACAUCUUUUUUCAUCACCUAAUUAUAUGAGGAUGGGGUUGUAGGGGUUAUCUGAUCCUAGAUCUGUGGUUAAGUGCAACUUCUACCUCAAAUAACUAACCAUGUCCUCCCUGCAUGACCUCUCACCCUGUCCUCUGACCUCUGACCUCUCACCCUUGAACCUGUCCUGCCUGUAGGAUAUCCACCGCAAGCGUAUGGAGAAGGACCUGACUGAGCUGCAGACGCUUAUCGAGGCCCAUUUUGAGAGUCGCAAGAAGGAAGAAGAGGAGCUCAUCAACCUCACUGAUCGUAUUGUGAGAUACUGUUACAUCAUUCUAUGUUCAGAUAGAUUGAUGUAACAGUAGGCUAUCUGAACAUAGAUUGAUGUAACAGUAGGCUAUGUUCAGAUAGCCUACUGUUACAUCAUUCUGUGUUCAGAUAGCCUACUGUUACAUCAUUCUUUGUUCAGAUAGCCUACUGUUACUUAAUUCUGUGUUCAGAUAGCCUACGGUUACAUCAUUCUUUGUUCAGAUAGCCUACUGCUUGCUCUGUCGUUGCUUCACAUACAGUUCUAGUCAAAUACUUUUGGAUAUGAUACAUGGGUACAUAAAUAGGGAUAUAUGUGCGAUGGGGUUAUAACUAAUCUAAUACUAUCCCCUCUGUGCCUCUGGUUCUCAGGAUAAACGCAGGUCUGAGAGAGCAGAGCAGGUGAGGAUCCGAACGGAGAAAGAAAAGGAGCGUCAAAACAGAAUAAACGUGAGUAUCCCCCGAGCAACACAAGGAAUGGCAGUGGACGGCAUGGAACACUGUACAUUAGUAGAAAGUAGAACAACUGUGGUAAUGUUGUAUUUUUCUCUCAUCUCCAGGAGGAAAAGGCAAGGAAGGAGGAAGAGGAAUUUAAGAAGAAAGCAGAUGAUGACGCCAAGAAGAAAAAGGUCCUCACCAACUUGCAGUUCAGCGGGUACAAGGUGACAGAAAUCAUCCUAAAACACCCUUACAGCACCAGUCUUUCUGAAUUGUUACCAGUGUGAAACGUAUAGCUAAUGUCUGUACAUCUUGUUAUACUGUAACUACAGACAGAAAAGAAAGGUGGGCCAAGAAAGAAAACAGAGCGAGAGAAGAAGAGAGCGAUCUUAAGUGAACGGCAUAAGGAGCUGAAUAUUGACCAUCUCAAAGAGGACAAACUAAGGUAAGGUUGAGAAGAACUUUACACUGGCAUGUAGUGAUAAUGUACAAUAUGAUAAUGAAUUAUGUUACAAUCUCACCCUAACCAGAUGAAGGACUACUCUCUCAUUAUGCUACAGAUAUUCAGUUACCCACUGAGCAGCAUUAUAGGUUUGUCCUCAUUUCCCCUAUGUUCUAUUAUUUCCACUGUCUCCCUCAAAUAGAGAGAAGGCUACUGAACUGUGGAAGUGGAUACAUCAACUUGAGGCAGAGAAAUUUGAUCUCCAGUACCAAUGCUCGCGACAGAAAUAUGAUGUAAGAUUAUGCCAAUUUCUUUUUAUUCUAGACUAGGCUAUAGUAUCAAACUGAAAAGAAAAAUGAUAUGUGCAUAUGAUUCACAUGAAAGUGAAAGUAUAAACAACAGCCUUUUUUUUUAUAAACAACAGCCUUGCUAACACCUCCUGUACGAUAAAGUGACAUGAGUAGAGAUUUAUAUACUGCUUUUGCAUAAAUGAACACAUACAGUGGCAUGCAAAAGUAUUCACCCCCCUUGGCAUUUUUCCUAUUUUGUUGCCUUAAAACUUGGAAUUAAAAUUGUUUUUUUGGGGGGGGGUUAAAUCAUUUCAUUUACACAUCAUGCCUACCACUUUGAAGAUGCAAAAUAUUUUUUCUUGUGAAACAAACAAGAAAUAAGACCAAAAAAAUACAGAAAACUUGAGGGUGCAAUUACAGGUUGUAAUGCAACAAAAUAGGAAAAACCCCAAGGGGGAUGAAUACUUUUGGAAGGCGCUGUACACAAUACCACAAAACCUCACCCUCUUUAUAACUAGAGUUCACCCAAGAUCUGGAAACUAUAUCUCAAUGGACUUGACAGGGAGGCAUAGAAAAGUCAAUUGGCUGUGAUCCAAGAGAAAUAUAAAGACAUAUGUUAAUUAAAAACGUUCAAAUGUACAUGCAUUUAAAAACAUUAACAUGUGGUGUGUGUAGAUGAUUGUAUUUACUGUCAAAACUCUAAUUUAUAUAGGUCACCGUACUCAGGAAUCGAGUCAGCGAUCAUCAGAAAGUGUAAGUACAAAAGACAUGACCUAGAUACCAGUGGCGGUCGGUGUCAUUCAAAGUUAGGGAGGAGCAUGGCCUUAUUUCUAUUAUAGCAUAUUGGAUGACUGUCAUUCAUAUUCCAUUCACCCAGCUCAAUGUAACAUUGAUAGGUUUAGGCUACUACAUGAUACUUCAAUUUGCCCUAUGCCGAUCAUGAGGUUGCUACAACCUACCCUACAAAUGAACGAAUAACGGAGGUCAAAAGACAAAUUGGGGUCUUCAAGGUGACAGAUAGUGACACAUUCAAUACCGCACAGUCUUGCCUGCAUCUAGCUGAUCUGGGGAGUAAUGAUACAUCUGAACAGUUACAAAAUGGAAAACUAAAACAAGAGUUUCUAUUGGACAAAGGUAGGUCCUCUCCCCAUUUCGUUCCAUUUUACAGUGUACAGCAAGCAGUUUAGCAAUUACACUGGAGGGCCCCGGGGAAAUAAAUGUAUAAAACUGAAACUUACCUUGACUUGGAAGAGUUGCAGUAUUGGAUAGCCUUAGCCAGCUAGCUGUCAUGAAUAGCAUUCCUCUCUGUUUGAGUCAGGUUGUUGAGUAGGCUAAAUUAGCUGCAUUAUAAGUAAGUGAAAGGAAAACUGCUUCUCCUUAAUUUUUUAGAAAUUAAUUUGUUCAAAACAGUUCAACUAUUGUCUUUCUCUCUCUUUGAGUCAACUACUCACCACACUUUAUUCACUGCAGUGCUAGCCAGCUGUAGCUUAUGCUUUCAGCACUAGAUUCAUUCUCUGAUCCUUUGAUUAGAUGGACAACAUGUCAGUUCAUACUGCAAAAGCUCUCAUAGGUUGGAGGCCAUCCUCCAGAAGUCGUCAUAAUUACUGUGUAAGUCUAUGGAAUUAUCACGUUUUAGGGAAAACCCAGAUGCAGACAGUGUUGAAGUAACAAAAGUUUAUUACUAGAACAGGGGGCAGGCAAAACAGAGGGGCAGGCAGAGGUUAGUAAUCCAGAUCAGAGUCCAAAAGGUACAGUAUGGCAAGCAGUCUCAGGGUCAGGGCAGGCAGAGGUCAGUAAUCCAGCGUGGUGGGACAAGGUACAGGACGGCAGGCAGGCUCAGGGUCAGGGCAGGCAGAGGUCAGUAAUCCAGCGUGGUGGGACAAGGUACAGGACGGCAGGCAGGCUCAGGGUCAGGGCAGGCAGAGGUCAGUAAUCCAGCGUGGUGGGACAAGGUACAGGACGGCAGGCAGUCUCAGGGUCAGGGCAGGCAGAGGUCAGUAAUCCAGCGUGGUGGGACAAGGUACAGGACGGCAGGCAGGCUCAGGGUCAGGGCAGGCAGAGGUCAGUAAUCCAGCGUGGUGGGACAAGGUACAGGACGGCAGGCAGUCUCAGGGUCAGGGUAGGCAGAGGUCAGUAAUCCAGCGUGGUGGGACAAGGUACAGGACGGCAGGCAGGCUCAGGGUCAGGGCAGGCAGAGGUCAGUAAUCCAGCGUGGUGGGACAAGGUACAGGACGGCAGGCAGGCUCAGGGUCAGGGCAGGCAGAGGUCAGUAAUCCAGCGUGGUGGGACAAGGUACAGGACGGCAGGCAGGCUCAGGGUCAGGGCAGGCAGAAUGGUCAAAACCGGGAAAACUAGAAAACAGGAACUUUAGAAAAGAAAGGAGCAAGGGGAAAAACAAUGGUAGGCUUGACGAACAAAACGAACCGGCAACAGCCAAACAGAGAACACAGGUAUAAAUACACUGGGGAUAAUGGGGAAGAUGUGCAACACCUGGAUAGGGGUGGAGACAAACACAAAGACAGGUGAAACAGAUCAGGGUGUGACAGUACCCCCCCCCUCUAGGGGCGCCAUCUGGCGUCCUACCUGGGUGCAUACCUGGUUGACCGGGGUGCCCUAGCGGGGACCCAGCACCUCUCCUCCGGGCCAUAACCAUCCCAGUCAAACAGGUACUGGAAUCCCCUUCCCCGAGGUCAAAUGUUCAGGAGACGCCUCACCAUGUACGCCGGUUGGACGUCGAUGAGACGGGGUAGAGGGGUGGGCCUGGAAACAGGAGACAAAUGGCUGAGAGACAUGGGUUUGAUUUUAGACACAUGAAGUAGGAUGUAUACGGAGGGUACAGGGCAACAGAAGACGAGCAGCAGAUGGGGAAAUGGCCGAUAAACUGGGGGAAAGUUUGCAGGACUCCACCCAGAGGGGCAGAUCCCGGGUGGACAGCCAUACCUUCUGCCCGAGACCGGACUGGUGGCGGUCCGCUUGUUGUCGAUACCUGGAGGUUGUCUUGAGAAGGGCAGACUGGGCUCUCUUCCAGGGACGACGACAGCGGCGGAUAAACAUCUGGGCUAAGGUAUGCCAACCUCUUCCUCUUGCUCAGAGAAGAGCAGGGGCUGAUAGCCCAGGGAACACUCAAAGGGCGAGAGACCUGUGGCAGAGCAAGGAAGGAUGUUGCAGGCGUAUUCGAUCCACACUAGUUGCUGGCUCCAGGUGGUGGGGUUUGCGGAGACCAGGCAGCGAAGAGUUGUUUCCAAGUCUUGGUUAGCUCGCUCCGACUGGCCGUUGGACUGGGGGUGGAACCCGGAGGACAGGCUGCCUGACAACCUAAUGAGCGUGCAGAAUGCCUUCUGGAAAACCGGUUCACAACUGUCAGGAUGCCGGUGUUGCCAUCAGAUGGAGUAUGUGAGACCAGGGACGGUGAGGGACAGGCAGUGGUUGAAGAAGACCAGCCGGAGCUUGCCGAGGAGUCUUGUUCUAUGUACAGACGGCAACGAACGCAUAGACAUCCGGGACCAUGGUAGGUCACCAAAAGUGUUGUCGCACAAAGGCCAGGGUCUGACAGGAGCACAGUGGCAGGCAAGCCUGAAGGAGUGGGCCCAUUCCAGGACCGAGGAGCAGACAGCGUCAGGAUACAAACAUCUGGUUAUCUAGGCCGCCCCCUGGGGUUCGGCUGGGAACGUUGCGCCUCAUGGACCUGCUUCCCUAUUCCCCAGCUGAGUGCCGUCGCCAGACACAAGGUGGGAAGGAUGGUUUCGGGGUCAGAGGGUGUAGCCGCAGGGCUAUAGCGGCGUGACAGCGCAUCCGGCUUUUUGUUCUUGGAUCCUGGUUGGUUGGAGAGGGAGAAGUUGAACUAGGUGAAGAGCAGGGCCCACUUAGCUUGCCUGGAAUUGAGACGUUUAGCGGUGCGGAGAUAUUCCAGGUUCUUGUGGUCGGUCCACACAAAGAACGGAUGUUUCGCCCCCUCCAGCCAGUGCCUCCACUCCUCCAAUGCCAUCUUAACCGUGUGAAGCUCACGAUUCCCCACAUUGUAGUUCCUCUCUGUGGUGUUGAGGCGAUGGGAGAAGAAGUCGCAGGGAUGUAACUUGAGGUCCAGGGCAGAACAUUGGGACAGGACAGCCCCCACUAUAGGUCUCCAUCGCCUUGGUCUCCGGACCCGACAGAGAGUACUGUCAUCCCGGGGCGGAGUGGUGCCUGGGAGAAGGUAAAUCCCGCAGUUAUAGGGUCGGUGCGGUGGAAGCGAAGUGGCCCGGGCCUUACUGAACACCUCCCGGAGGGCCUGGUACUCCGCGGGAAUGGCGGAGAGGUCCGGGGCAACUUCCGAGCCCACAGGAAGACAUCCCAGGCCAGGCUACGCGGACUUCAUACAAUAGGUGUGGCAGAAUGGCUCCAGCCCAUAAUGGCACCCAUAGUCCAGUCUAUGAUGGGAUUAUGUUGCUGGAGCCAAGAGAAUCCCAAUACCACAGGAACCUGAGGAGACUUAAUCAGCAUGAAUUGGAUUGCCUCUCUGUGGUUCCCUGACACUCGUAGGUUGAUGGGAGUGGUAUUGGGAGUGACCCGGCCUAUAGAGCGCCCGUCCAGCGCUCUAACAUCCAUGGGAAUGGAGAGGGGCUGAGUGGGGAUGCCCAGCUCGGACCCCAGUGUAGCGUCCAAAAUACUCUCAUCGGACCCAGAGUCGAUGAGUACCCGGAGAGAUUUCAACUGGUUACCCCACAGCAGGAUGGCAUGGAAAGGGGUGCGAGUAAGGGGAGAGGAAAGGUUCUGCAUAAUCCCACCAGAGUACUCGCCCCUUCUUGAUGAGCCUGUUUUUUUUAAUGGGCAGGUAGCUAUGAAAUGUCCCGUAGCUCCACAAUAUAGACAGCUCUGGGUGUGGAGUCGGCGUAAGCGCUCAGCCAGAGUCAAUCUAGCCCUGCCCAGGUGUCUGGACUCCGAAGGAGUCGAGUCGGCAGCCCUAGGUGAUUCCUGAGAGAACUCGGUUGACGUCGGGUUCACUCGGACAUGUAGACUUCGGGGGUCUCCGGGAUUCUUCGGAGGCGAGGUGGGAAUUGAGGGCGAACGAGAGCGACAGGGCACAGAUUCCGUCUCCCUCUUACAUUCUCGAAGCCACCCAUCGAUCCGGAUGGUCAAGUCAAUGAGGGAGUCAAGGUCCAUGGGCAGCUCCCGGGCUGCAAUCUCAUCUUUGACCACCUCCGAUAAUCCGUGAAGGAACAUGUCGAACAAUGCUUCCCGGUUCUAGGCACUCUCAGCCGCCAACGUGCGAAAAUACACUGCGUAGUCUGCCACACUACGGGAGUCUUGACGUAGCUUCCGAACUUCCGCCACAAACUCCUCUAGACUGAGGCAGACGGUGGACUGUUGCUCCCACACCGCCGUAGCCCAGGCGAGUGCCCUCCUGGACAUCAGCGUUAUGAUGUACACUAUCCUUGAGGGGUACGAGGGGAACGAAGAAGGCUGCAGCUCGAAAAUGAGGGAGCACUGGGAGAGAAAAGCCUGACAGGUUCCGGAAUCUCCAGCGUAGCGCUCCGGAGGAGGUAAGUGGUGUUCUCAGGGACACUGGGGUAGGGGGGUGUGACCCGCUGCCCAAUGGGGAAUCCGCAGAAUUGCUUCAGCAAAGUCUCGAACACCUGGUUCAUGACGUUCUGCCAGGGUAUGGAGUCCCUCCCAUUAGACAUUGCAGUAACUCCUCGUGUCGUCCAAUGGCGGCUCCUUGCAGGGAGACAGCAUUGUGGAGCUGGUCUGAGUCUGCUGGGUCGGUCAGGGCCAGUUCGUACUAUCACGUUUUAGGGAAGACCCAGAUGCAGACAGUGUCGAAGUAACAAAAGUGUAUUACUAGAACAGGGGGCAGGCAAAAUGACAGGUCAAGGGCAGGCAGAGGUCAGUAAUCCAGUGUGAUGGGACAAGGUACAGGACGGCAGGCAGGCUCAGGGUCAGGGCAGGCAGAAUGGUCAAAACCGGGAAAACUAGAAAACAGGAACAUUAGAAAAGACAGGAACAAGGGGAAAACCGCUGGUAGGCUUGACGAAACAAAACGAACCGGCAACAGCCAAACAGAGAACACAGGUAUAAAUACACUGGGGAUAAUGGGGAAGAUGGGCGACACCUGGAGGGGGGUGGAGACAAUCACAAAGACAGGUGAAACAGAUCAGGGUGUGACAGGAAGGGAAUGAGAACCAUGAGCCUCGUAGGUUUUGUAUUAAAGUCAAUGUACCCAGAAGAGGACGGAAAAUAGCUGUCCUCCGGCUACACUAUGGUGCUGUUGAGGCUACUGUAGACCUUCAUUGCAAAACAGUGUGUUUUAAUCAGUUAUUUGGUGACAUUCAUAUAUUUAGUAUAGUUUUAUCUUUAAAGGAUAACUUUUUUAAUGUUUCACUAUUUACAUUUUCCUGAAAUUCACUUAGUAUGAUGGUCCCCCCUUCCUCCUCUGAGAAGCCUCCACUUCUAUAUGCUUCCUAAACAUACACAACACAUUCCAAGAAUCCUAAUUUCAAUCGUAUUUAUAAUUUCUGAACUCCCGAUAAUUUGCCUAGUUUUCUUCCAGCAGUGUUGCAGCCGAUGAUAAUACCCUGCUAAGACUGAUAAGCCGUCCCAAUGUAGAGGCUCACCUUGAGCCUAAUCAAGUUUCUUCCCCCUCCUGUCUUUCCAUCCCCUCCACCCUCUGCCCGUUGCCAGUUGUUUGAAGUGACUCUCCUAACAGCUGCAAACUGACCCUGGGGCUGAGAGGGGCUGAGAGGGGCUGAGAGGGGCUGGCGCUGUGGCACACCCGGCUCACCGGGAUCCAGACAACAAAGGCCUGGGUGUUAAUUAAAGAAAAGGGUCUCAGAAGAGAGCGGCCUAUAGGGCGCCUGAACAACCAAAACAACAAAUGCAAGCAUGCACGUCAACACACACACACACACACACACACAGGGGACAUAAUGGAACCGCAACAGCUGAAAGGACCCACAUCUACCUGUGAGGUCACCACUAGUAAUACGCCCCACAAUAAAAUACAGAAGACGUAACACUGGUAUUCUAAACAUGCCAGACCUACCUUCAGAUACCUCAUGUAGGUUAUCUGAAGGCACUAUAUUUGGGUCUGAUCUGACAGUUUAGUUACCAGGCUCUAGUAAACUAGCCUGAGCACGUCAGUACGUGUACUAAGGACAUGAAACAGCUAUCAUAAGGCUGCGGGCCCCACACUGUUGGAAUCAUAAGUAAAUUAAAUGGCUAUUUCAAUGGUUUCAGACCUGCACCAAUUUGCCAGACUUAAUCCCACUUCAAUCUGGGUGUUAAUCAAUACUAUCAAUAUUGUCUUAAACAACCGAAUGCUGAAAUCACACAUUGUGGCAUAGUACAUGUUGCAAUGUGGCGUAAUGGGCUGGUUGUCAGCAUAAAGCAAAAAGAUCACUCACCAGAGUAGCAACAUAAAAUGACUAUGCAGUUAUUCUCAGUGGAAGAGUCAAGCUCUAUGAAUUUGCUUAAUCCCUGUCCCAUGACACAUUGCUUUCAGCAGCCUUUACUGGCUUCUCUCUAAAGGGGCAUCACAUUCAAACAACCACUGCCAGGGUAUGGGGACAUGAUCUGCACCAUGCUACACAUGCCUGGGGGCUUACUCACAUACAAACACUGAACAUGGCUUCAUGGCUUCAUUCAAAGGUUAGAAUGAAGGUAACAUAUUCAGGAGUAGAAGGCAUGGCAGGUACCGUAGAUAAUGCAUAGGAGAAGUGUGAUGUCUCCCCUUGUAAGCUGUUCCGUGUCAGUGGUACAUGCAUCUCGGAGAUCAGACCACCAUGGUUGUGCCGAUUCUUCAUACUUACUACUAUACGAUACAGUACCCAUGUUUGUAUAGUAUAGCAGUAUAUCUGAGAAGGGUAAACCAAUUGCCUUAGGACAAUAAAGCCAAAACACUUGGUAAGAUGUUUGUUUUCUGAAUUCUUUGUUUCCCUAUUGGGUUUACCUAUUGGUUUGUACUGGGUUUCCCACUCAUACCUUGCAGUGCCAAACCUCUCAAGCAAUGUAAUUAUGUGGCUUGAGUGUGAAUUCACUUGGAGACAUAUUUACAUUACAUUUUAGUCAUUUAGCAGACGCUCUUAUCCAGAGCGACUUACAGUUAGUGAGUGCUUACAUUUUUUAUACUGCCCCCCCGUGGGAACCGAACCCACAACCCUGGCGUUGCAAGCGCCAUGCUCUACCAACUGAGCUACACAGGGCCUAUAUACUAUAUACAUUUUAUGACACAGUAUAUUUUGCAUUAGUUAUCUUUUUUGUUUGUUUUUAGUCCCACCCUUCAGCUACCCUCACCCCCUCCUAUCGAUCUCUGAAAACCAUCCAGUUUUAUUUUCUAAUUGCCAUAUUUUUCAACUGUACUGUAAUGUUUCACAAAAGUUCUGAACCUUUCUAUUCUCAUAGUUUCUACAGAUUGUAGAUUAAAGAUUAAUAUUUUACUAAAAGUAUUAUAUUAUUGAUCAAUUGACUAUGGAUUUUCAAGUCACCCAGCAGUGCUAUUUGCAGUUAGCUCCAGGUAAAUGUUGCAAUUCUUCAGCCAUUCCUGAACCUGCGACCAAAAACAAGCUAUAUACAAAUGGGCAGUACCAAAACAAGUGAUCAAAUGAUUGUCUCUUCGCAGCAAAAUCUGCAGAGCUGGGAUGGUUGUAUCACCCAUAUACAUAACAUUCUAUUGGUUGCAAUAAUUUCUAUAACAUGCCAUUUACAUCAAAAAUAGAGAUUUGGUUGUAAAAAACAAAAAACGUAUUGUCUUCUUGGCUGGUGGGUGGCCUGGUUGAUAUAACAGUGCUAACCUUGUCUCUCUUCUCAGUACCAAGGGGACCAGGAGCAAACGGGGCUUGAGGAAAUAGUGUUGCAGAUCAGAAUUGAGACCACAGGAGUCCAUUCCAUUCAUACCACCUUGCCCGAGGUACAUCCUGGUACUCUACAGACAAGGAAGACUUGUGUGACAUAUGGAAUAUUUUUCUGAAAACAUAUUUGGAAGUAACUUAUGUGGAUUGUUAUUUUUAGGGAAGAAUGUAUCAUAAUAAACCC